CCUUGUGUAAUUUCCAAUGGAUUUAGGGUUUACGGUUAAAGUGUUGUCGAUUCAAUUGGGCCAUUGAGGCAACUCUACCUUUAUUUCCUCUUGUCCAUAAUAAUUUCAAUCAUGCUUGAAGGAAUCUCAGCGGGCUCCUCCAUAAUUUUCAAAGCUUCACUUUUACCGACCUACUUUCAUGGAGUUAAUGCUGGCAUAAUUUUCAAACUUGGGGCUUAGUGCCCAGCUUGCAUAAAGCCAACCAUUAUUGUCCGAGCAUCUAUUUUCAUCAACAAUCCAUUAUUGCCCAGCAAUAUCUUUUACAAGAACAAGAGAGUAAGAGACUACUUAGAACACUCUCUGAGAGUGAUUUUGAAAACCCCGGAAAGAUGUUUCUCGCUGAAUUCGCUGCCGGAGAAGUACUGAGUAAGGUGACUUCACUCUCUACUGAUGAAUUGAGACUCGAUAUCGUCUGGGGGUUCCGCAAAGAGAUAGAUAAGCUCAAAGAAACCUCAACCCUGAUUGGAGAUAUAAUCCAUGAUGCUUCUCAUGAACCUGAAGAUCCGGAACUGCGGGCAAGGGCCAAUUGGAUGAAGAAGCUUAUAAGCGUAGCUUAUAAUGCAGACGAUAUUCUGGAUGAAAUAGAAUAUGAGGUUCAGCGUAUCGUUAUAAAGGAGACAAGCCUAGGUAAGAAGAUACUCGGCUUCUUCUGCAACAAUCCUGUUGUAUUUCAUCUCAAGAUGGCACGCAAGAUUUACAACAUCAACACUUCCUUGGAGGGUCUCUACAAGCAAGCAGAUGGCGUGGGAUUCGUCAGAUCAAAUGGAGGUGCAGCAGCAAGUCAAGGUAGGCGGCACAGGGAAACAACCGCAUUCCCAGAGAAAAUUGAAUUCACCCAGAAAGAUGCAAAAUUUUUUGGAAGGGUUCAGGUUGUGAGAGAUAUAAUUGCAAUCUUGACCAACUCCCACAAUGAAGAAAAUAAUCCUUCAGUGAUGGCUAUUGUAGGAUUGGGAGGCCUAGGUAAAACAACUUUGGCUCGCUCAAUUACCCAGCAACUGAAAGAAGAUGAAAUGAAAAGGUACUUUGAUGCAACAUUCUGGGUGUAUGUAUCUAAUAUUUUUGAUGUCAACUCAAUUUUACAUCGAAUGGUGCAAUCAUGUGGCGUGACGGGAAUAGACUCUUCAAAUCAGCAAGUAUUGAUAGAAAACCUCCAGCAGAAGUUGAAAGACAAAAGGUUUUUUCUUGUACUUGAUGACGUUUGGAAUGAGGAAACUGAUAAUUGGAGUAUGUUGAUGGGUUGUUUGUCGCAACUAAAUUCUGCCAAGGGAAGCUCUGUGAUCGUCACCACCCGUAGUGCCAAGGUUGCAUCCAUAAUGGAAACACUUCCUAGGUGCGAUCUAGGGACUCUAUCGGAUGAUGAAUGUUGGUCCAUAUUGAAGGAUAGAGCAUUUGCGGAUCCUAAUGCUCCAAUACCUUCAGAACUAGAGGAAAUCGGAAGGGAUAUUGCCAAAAAGUGUGCUGGUCUUCCAUUGCCGGCAAAGGUUUUGGGAAGCUUGAUGCGUUCUAAGAACAGUAGCGACGAAUGGUUGUCAAUUCUGGAAAGUAAAAUAUGGCAAGUAUCAUCAAACAAAAACGAUAGCAGGAUCAUGUCAGUUUUGAGGUUGAGUUUUGACAAUUUGGAAUCACCAUUGAAACAAUGUUUUGCAUAUUGCUCGAUGCUCAAAAGAGGUUCCUCAAUUGAAAGAGAUAACCUGAUCCAACUGUGGAUGGCUCAAGGUUUUCUCCGUCCUUCUCAUGAUCUCCAAAGCCAGGGGAUUGAAAUGGAGGAUAUAGGCAGAGGGUAUUUUGUUGCUCUACUGGAGAGCUCCUUGUUUCAAGAUGCUAAAAAGGAUGAGGAUGGCGUUAUCACUGAAUCCAAGAUGCACGAUCUUGUGCAUGAUCUUGCAAUAGAAGUAUCCAAGUGUGAGAGCUUGACACCAGACCUCAAUCAUGAGAUGGAUGAUCAUGAGAUUCGACAUGUUGCAAUGAUUCCGAUUUCAGAACUAAAAAGGAUUCCAGAAACAAGUAUUUCAAGACUACGUUCACUCUUUUCAAGUGUCAAGGUCCUUAAUAUCAUUUUACCAAAGUUGAGAGCUUUACGGGUCUUAAGUUUCUGUGUGGCAGAGAACCAGGAGUCGCUAAAUUCACUUAGCAAGUUGAAGCACUUGAGGUAUCUAGAUCUUUCCCAAACAGAAAUUAAAGCACUGCCAAAGUCUAUUGGAAAGCUCUAUAACCUCCAAACAUUGAGAUUACCGAGGCGGCUCAGAAAGUGUCCAAAGGAGAUUCAAAAUUUGAUCAACUUGAGGCAUCUUUAUCAAGAUGGUAGAACAAUGAAAUUUGAGGCUGGAAUUGUGGGGCGAUUAACUAAAAUCCAAACAUUACCUCAGUUUAAUGUGGGUAAGGGGACCAAAUUACCCUGUUUUAAUGUGGGCAAGGGGACUGGUCCUGCAAUCGAGGAGUUGGGUGGGUUGAAGCAUUUGAGAGGCCACUUAUAUAUUAGGAAGCUAGAACAUGUAAGGGAUGGAGAAGAAGCAAAGAAUGCUUGCUUAGCGGAGAAGUGUCACUUGAGCGAGUUAACAUGUGACUGGACACCCGGUGAGGUACCUAAUGGCAAUGAGACGGAUGUACUAGAUGGCUUGAAACCUCAUCUUAAUUUGCAAAGCUUGAACAUUGAGUUUUUCAUGGGUGCUACACUUCCGUCAUGGAUAACGGGUCUCCAAAAUUUGAAGAAGAUUCGAUUAGUUUGCUGUGACAAUUGUGAAGGAAUCCCAACACUCGGCCAUCUACCUAAUUUAAGAUCUCUUGAAAUUAGUAUGUAUAAGCUGACACGUGUGGGAGCUGAGUUUUAUGGUUAUAGUGAUACUAGCACAACUUUAUUUCCAGCUCUGAAAACACUAUCCAUCUGGGGGUGCAAAGAUCUCAUUGAAUGGACGGAAGCACCGAGGAUAUCAGCUGAAGGAGAAGUUGUGGUAUUUCCUUGCCUCGAAGAGUUGGAUCUCAGGUGCUGUCCUAAAUUGAGAAAUGCUCCGAGUCGUUUUCCACGUCUCAAGAGGUUGGUGAUGCAUGAAAUGGGUAACAGCGUGCCAAUAGAAAAUAUAAGCACUCAACUUACCACUCUCACUUACCUCGAAAUAAGUCAUGUAAAGGGACUCACUUGUCUACCAGAAGGGAUGCUGAACAAUAACAAUAGUCUCACACAUUUAGAGGUAAGGUUUUGUGAUGAGUUGACGUGUAUUGCUGUUGAUGUAUCUGACACGCUCCCUCUUCUUGAGGAGUUGAGGAUAGAGUGGUGUCUCAGCCUAAAGUCGAUUCGGAUCACACAGGGCAUGGCAUCUCUCCGUCAAUUGAACAUCUCUUGGUGUGAGGGAUUAUCAAGCCUAGAGGUUGGGCUCGAUUACUGCACCUCUCUUCAGGAGUUGGUGAUAACUGUUUCCCCUAAACUGGUUUCAAUUCCAACCGCACAGGGCAUGCCAUCUCUCCAGAAAUUGUGGAUCCGGGCUUGUGAGGGAUUAUCAAGCAUAGGAAGUGGGCUCAACUACUGCACCUCUCUUCAGGAAUUGGAGAUUCGGCAGUGUCAUAAUCUAACAUCAAUUCCAAUCACACAGGGCAUCACAUCUCUCCGAAGGUUGACGAUUCUUUGUUGUGAGAGAUUAUUAAGCCUACCGAGUGGGCUCCAAUUCUGCACCUCUCUUCAGCAUCUGGAAAUUGGUCCGUUGUGGGAGGAGCUUCCACCACCACAUGAUUCACAAAAUUUGAUCGGACUAGAAGCUCUUCCUGAGUGGUUGGGAAAUCUUACAUCUCUUGAGGCUCUAAAGAUCUAUUAUUGUGAGAAUCUCAAGUAUCUACCUACACAAAAUGCUAUGAAAAACCUCACCAAAUUGAAGCGUCUCGUUGCUAUAAGAUGUCCCCUGCUCAAAGAAACAUGCCAGAUGUUGACUGGCUCAGAAUGGUCCAAGAUUUCUCACAUCCCAGAUGUUGACUGUAAUUUUUUUAACCAAAUCAAUCUAUUUUCAUUUUCUUUUCUUUUUUCCUACAAAUUUAUUUCUUAUUAUGUCUCAUUUUUCAUCUUUCUUAACUCAGUGUUAUGAAGCUACGGAAUGCCUGCCUUACUGAACUAGAAUGUCUGUUCACAUUACAAGGUUAAUCAAUUCCCAAUUGCCAGAAAUUUAUCCCUAAAGCAGGCAGGCUCUAUCAUACUUGACGGGAACAUCAAAUGAUGCUGAAUAGGUGAUGAUCCAGUCCCAGUAGUUCAAUCACCCAUGUACGGCUUGUCUGCUGUGUUUCAUUGAAGAUAAGGUGUUAAUCAGCAUUGGCUAUGAGAAUGACAAAUUGAGAAGUAUCCACCUAUAGUGGAAGCUAUGCAAACAAAAGAUGAGGACAGCUGACUUCUAAUAUUCCAAAGGUCUGGAUUGAAGCUAUGAGAGACCUCCUUAAACUAGCACAGUGGGAUGUUCAUGGGGUUCAAGUUCCAGGGGAAACAUGUGCCUUGAGUGUUUAAAUAUCAGUUGUGCAUGAUUACUUCCAUUGAUGUUUUAAAUUAAACCAGUUCCUAAAAUCAUUGCCGCUCUAUCCUGUUCAAAUGGAAGAACAGCUUACUUGACAAGGUGCAGACUAAGUUCAGAUUGUCCCAAGGAUUAAGGAACUGGAGCACCAAAUUCCUGAUCUGAGGUGGCUGCAGUUUGUUUGGCUCUCGCAAAGGCUGGUAACUUUGCCCUAUAUUUAGAACAAACUCUUGCAUCUUGGAUAAGCCAUUUAGUCAAGCUUGCAUGGUUUCUAGGAAACAAGCCUUCUAUUAUCUGCGAGCUAUAUGAAGAACCUCCUGUCGGAUUUCGCAUUUUUGUGCUGUCUUGGUGUUUCCAUGAAAGCUUAACGAAUGGAGCAACAAACAAGUCCUGGAGGACCUGGACAAUUUGAUACGGUGGGCUUGUGUAUGAGUUACUCAUAUAUGGUUUGCAGCUUAUUGUGAGCAUCUCGGCACUUGUCAUACUUUCAAGUAUCAAGCCAUAUUUCUGAGAUAUGAGCAAUUAUCCAGGCAAAAAUGGCAUCAGCUGUUGUAGUCUAAAAUAUUCUUAUGUUCUUUGAGCGUUAGUCUCUUGGUUGAUAAUUUUCAUGGAGAGAACUGAGAUAAAAGUGUUUGUGAGCUUUGGGUGUAAUUGGGGCCGGUUCUCUGUUGUGAAUGGUUGAGAGAAAGUGCGAGAUUACAUAACAAAGAACAUUUUAUUUUGACAUUUGUGGCUUAUUGCCGUGGACAAAUUGGGGUGAAUCACGUUAAAACGUUGCCUCUUUGUUGAUUGUGGUGUUCUGUAUGAUUCUAGAUUUUUCUCUUAAUAAAAUGGGUGCGAACUUGGGCUAGGAAUACGAAUUGGUAAAAUUCCAAGCAUGUA
Rosa rugosa (rugosa rose) is the source of this 5402-nucleotide messenger RNA. Its product is annotated as putative disease resistance protein RGA4. The transcript is spliced from 7 exons. Gene Ontology annotation, molecular function: ADP binding. The record is from RefSeq and is a predicted model, not a curated record. NCBI's taxonomy places the organism in Eukaryota, Viridiplantae, Streptophyta, Magnoliopsida, Rosales, Rosaceae. Gene Ontology annotation, biological process: defense response to other organism. The coding region runs from base 369 to 4106 and encodes 1245 amino acids.